CCUGUCACGAAUAUAUACGCAGCACCAGACGCUGAGCUGCACACUUUUUUUAGUGACUUUCGUGGAUAAACUGAUUUUGAAGAGUCAAUUUUCUUCCAUUGUGCCAAGUCCAAUUAGAAAAAAAAAUAAUUCAUCAUGCCUGGACGUCCUCUUUGGCAGGUUGCAGGAAAGCGUGAACCUGAACAAGAAGCAGAAGCUCAACAAUGGAUCGAAAGAGUUAUUGGAGAGAGAUUUCCUCCUGGCAUUGCAUACGAAGAUGCCUUGAGAGACGGUGUCAUCUUCUGCAGACUAAUGAACAAACUUCAACCUGGAAUUAUUUCAAAAAUUAAUACUUCCGGUGGAGAUUACAAGAUGAUGGACAAUCUCAAUCAAUUUCAGAAAGCUUGUGUCAAAUAUGGAGUACCUGACGUUGAUCUAUUCCAAGCUGUUGAUCUAAUGGAACGCAAAAAUAUCUCCCAAGUGACGAAUACAAUCUUUGCUAUCGGUCGCACUACGUACAGACAUCCAGAAUGGCGUGGUCCAAGUUUGGGACCAAAACCAUCAGAAGAACACAAACGACAUUUCACCGAGGAACAAUUGAGAGCAGGAGAAGCUGUUAUUGGCUUGCAAGCUGGUUCAAACAAAGGAGCCAAUCAGUCUGGUCAAAGCUUCGGUGCUACGAGAAAAAUUCUCCUUGGAAAAUAGAAAAUCGAAAAGUUAUAUAAUUUCUCCUUUAUUCUUUUAAAAAUUAUACAUAUUACACUGUUAUUCAUUUGUUAUUAGUUUAUUUGUUUAACUUUAUUGUAUUAUUAUAAUUAAUCAGGAGAAAAAAAAUCGUAAUACUUUAAUUACUUUAUAAUUAAUUAAUUAUUUGAUUGAUUAAGUAUUGCAAUGAAUUAAUUUUAAUUGAAUAUAGUUCUUCAUUCAUUCGAUUGGA
Molecule: messenger RNA, 916 nt
Organism: Leptopilina heterotoma
Lineage: Eukaryota; Metazoa; Arthropoda; Insecta; Hymenoptera; Figitidae
Product: muscle-specific protein 20-like
Exons: 5
Coding region: 136-684 (182 amino acids)
Molecular function (GO): protein binding
Source: RefSeq, a predicted model, not a curated record